AUGGAAGACCGCUCGCUGGUCCAACACGUGGGCCGUGCUGCAGAGACGGCGCUCGACCUGGUCUAUGCGCUGCUGUCUGCGCUCCCGUGCGGGGCGGGUGCGGCGCAGGUGCGCAUCAACGGCAAUGCGUACGACAUUGUCAAGCUGCUCGGCGAGGGCGGCUUUAGUCUCGUGUACCUCGUGCGGGAUCCGGCGACCGGGCAGCAGUAUGCCUUGAAAAAGAUCCGGUGCCAGUACGGCGAGGCAUCCGUGCGCGAGGCGCUUGCCGAGGUCGAUGCGAUGCACCGCUUCCGCGGCCCGAACGUGAUCCGUGCGUGCGACGCGGCGGUCGUGCGCGACGACGUGCGUGCGUCGGUCCUCGGCAAUAUUCCCGCCGGCGACGAGGAGAGCACGCCCGGGCGCGUGGUGUAUAUCCUCCUGCCGUACUUUGCGAAUGGCAACGUCCAGGACGCGAUCAACGCGCACGUCAUCCACGGCACACGUUUCGACGAAAGGACCAUCCUGCAGCUGUUCCUCGGCGCGUGCCGCGGCGUAAAGACGAUGCAUAGCUACGCGCUCCCUGACGACACGGUCGAGGCGGCGCCGGCCAAGGGCGACACGGACUCGCUGCUCUUUGACGCGGACGAGGCGUACCCCCCUGCGGCGCCGAUGCGCGUCCCGAGCGAGGCGCCGGCCGAUGCGGCGCGCGUCGCGUACGCGCACCGCGAUAUCAAGCCUGCCAAUAUCAUGAUUGCCGACGACGGCCGCACGCCGAUCCUGAUGGACUUUGGCAGCGCGAUCCCGGCGAGAGUAGCCAUCCAGUCGCGCAAAGAGGCGAUUGCGCACCAGGACCUCGCCGCCGAGCGCUCGAGCAUGCCCUACCGUGCGCCCGAGCUCUUUGACGUAAAGACGGACGUGGUGCUCGACGAAAAGGUGGACAUCUGGGCGCUGGGAUGCACGCUCUACGCAAUGGCCUACUUGCACUCGCCCUUCGAGACAGCCUCGACGACCGAGCAAGGCGGCUCGCUCGCGCUUGCGGUGACAAACGGCGCGUACAAGUUUCCUACGAACGACACCUACUCGGACGCGCUGCGGGGGCUGAUCAAGGAGUGCCUCGUCACGGACCCCACGCGGCGCCCGUCGAUUGACGCGCUGAUCAGCGCGACCGAGGCGGCGCUGCGCGCCUAG
Molecule: messenger RNA, 1167 nt
Organism: Malassezia japonica
Lineage: Eukaryota; Fungi; Basidiomycota; Malasseziomycetes; Malasseziales; Malasseziaceae
Gene: ENV7
Product: non-specific serine/threonine protein kinase
Exons: 2
Coding region: 1-1167 (388 amino acids)
Biological process (GO): regulation of vacuole fusion, non-autophagic; vacuolar protein processing; protein phosphorylation
Cellular component (GO): Golgi apparatus; cytoplasm
Molecular function (GO): ATP binding; protein serine/threonine kinase activity
Source: RefSeq, a predicted model, not a curated record